GGGGUUGCUAAACUCCGCGGUAGAAAAAUAAACAACUUUAACGGUGAUGGUUUUCGCUUUAACGAGAUGGAGGUGAUCGAGACCAUCGUGAUCCAGAGCACCGGGCAGGAUGGGAAGGAGCCGGUGGAGUCCAGCGCGGACCGAGACAGAACUAAAGCAGAAUUUAUUUGGACAAUGCAGGCCACGUGGCACCUCAUCAACACCCGACUGGAAAUGGAUCAGGAUUUCGACCAGCCAGUGUGUAAGAAAAAGAAACUCUGGGAGAUGGUGGCGGAAAAGGUGAAUGCCAAACUGAGGGAGUCGGAGGUCACGGACGUCACUGUGAAGGCGUACGAGUGUGAUCUCAAGUGGAGAAACAUGCUGGCCACCUACAGGAAGAACGCGGAACGGGCCAAGAGGCUCGGGGAGGCCAGGGUCCACUGGGAGUUCUUCAAGGCCAUGCACGAGGUCCUAGGCAAGAGAAGGGAGGAGGUGGAAGCCCAGCGCAGGGCAAAUCUCAGCGGGUCCAAAGUAGGAAGGGUCAUAGCCAGCAAGAAGUUUAUCCCUAUCCUCCCCACACCUGCAACAGCAACAGCAACAGCCACACCCUGCCCUGCCCGGCCCCCACAGGACGUCCUGCAGCUGUACAUGGAGCUGCAGGAGAGGAAGAUGAACAUGUGGGCCCAGCAGAAAGCCUUGGAGGAGAGGAAGAUAGAGGCCAUCAACAACCUGGCCCAGGCCAUCUCCAACCUGGCUCAGCAGAACAGCACACAGCUGUCGAAGGACGGACAUUUGGCCUGAAGAAACGAGACGUGGAUCUGAAAUUCUUACCAAAAACUUUUAUGAUAUUGUUCAGAGAAAACUAUGUAUUAUAUGUUUUUUUAGAAAUUGAACAUGUUUGCACAUUUGUUCUGUUACAGUUUAUACAGUAGUUUUGCUAGUGUUCAUUUUGUGAAGCUGAACAUGUUUCAAAGAAAACCGUUUGGGAAGGGAGGUUGGCUGAUUAGAGACAGAUCUGUUAGGAGAAGAACUUUGAAUAGCAUCCGCUGUGAGCCUGUGAAAUCUGUGAUGGACAGGGGGAUCUGGUCAGAGGAGCAGGUGAGGAACUGAAUAUCAGGACAAAGGCCCAUGUUCAUUACAGAAGUUUUCAUCAGUCCUAAACUCUGCUUGGACAGAUCAGAUUACAUUUUUAUUUAUCUUUGUAAAAUGAGGUGAAACUCCUGUGAAGGUGAAAAUCCAUCCCUCUGUACCUCUUAUCCUUGUAAGGUUGCUGGUGGCUGGAGCUCUUUCCAGCUGACAUACGGCAAGAGGCCGGGUUCAUCCAGGACAGGUCGCCGGUGUAUCACACGGCUAACAAACAGAUACAACAACCAUUUAUACUCACAUUCACAGUUUACUAGUCUCCAAUCAACCCCUAAUCUGCAUGUCUUUGUCUGUGACGGGAAGCCCGACACAGAAAGACCAUGGUCACGCAAAUAUUCUAACCAAGAAGCCUCUUUUUCCUUGAAAAAUGUAUUUCUGUCUGUGUAGUCAGACCCAGACAAAGAUUUUUGAUAAAAUAAAACUUUAUUUUA
Molecule: messenger RNA, 1553 nt
Organism: Limanda limanda (common dab)
Lineage: Eukaryota; Metazoa; Chordata; Actinopteri; Pleuronectiformes; Pleuronectidae
Exons: 2
Coding region: 67-780 (237 amino acids)
Source: RefSeq, a predicted model, not a curated record